UUCACACUGUCAUAUAAGUCUUAAAGGCGCAGCAGGUAAAGGUGCAUUCGAUCUGAAACAUGAUGCAGCGUAGCGUGUGGAUGAUGCAUUUCAAACUUAUCACAGCCAUGAGCGCCGUUGUCCAGUUCACACAGUCGCCGAAAUUUCUGUCGCUGCAGGUCAGAGAUGCCGCAAUUUUCAACUGUCAGCUUUUGGGUUGCGCAGCUAAACAUUACAUUUGGGAUAGAAUUCCAGAAUUCGAAAAUGGGAGCCAGGGGUUCAAUGAAGACCUAUUAAAUGGUAGUCGGAUUUCGGUUUCAUUGUCUGGCACUCUGAGGAUUGAAAACUUGACGGUAUUUGACAAUGGGCUGUAUUACUGCAGACCGAUCCAUUUAUGCGUGAAGAACACGCCUGGAGCAACGCGGAGUAACGGGACACGAUUAACAGUCACAGCAGUCCCCAGUUUGCAUCUCCAGUCUAAUUUGUCUUCUAACAACCCUGAGCUCCUAAUUCUGAUUUGUAGUGCUGUGGGUUUCUACCCUUCCUAUAUUGUCCUUUCCUGGCACCACUCUCUUCUUGGGGUGCCCCAUACCACCUCUCAGGAAGUCCCUGAACCUCUUCUGGAUGGCACCUACAGCAGCAGAUCCACCCUUCAAGUCAAUUCUACUUUAUGGGUGCCGGGUACAGAGAUUGGGUGUGAAGCAAAUCACACAUCAACAAUAAGGCCACUGAAGAAAUACAUUAGGAAUGUGCCUGAGAAAAUUAAUACAAGGGAAACAUACUGGUACUCAUUUGCUUUCCUUGCUCUUCCUCUAAUUUUGGGCUGCAUUUAUUUACUCAUUAAUUUCUUCAGAAGCACAGCAGCAACAGAAACUUCAAAACCCACAGAUGAAGAUGGAAAUGAAAUGGAGAUUGAGCUGCAGUAUUCCACUCUCUUCCAGAAGAAUCUAAAGAAAUACACUUCUUCUCAAAAUGAAAAUGAUUUCAGGUGCAUAUACUCAGAAGUGAAGAUGAAAGAGGGCAGUUUAACAGAAUGUGAAAACAGCAUGGACUGUACUGUUCCGGAUAUUCAUGAGACCCCAAAUGUCACCAUAUUGAAAAGCCCUCGGCUUACUACAUAUUCACCAUUGACCUGCAGCUCAGGGAUGAAUAGCUCUUGCUGACAACACUUUUUAUUAAGAGUGAACAUUGCAAGUAUAAUUUAAAAUUAAAAAAGUGAAUGAGCUUACUUUUAUUUAAAAACUCCAAGGCUGAACAACAAAAUGUUUAAAUAUUCGUAAUUAGUGACGAGUGUCCUCCAUGGAAUUCUGUGAGUUCAGCAAAAUCACAAAUAUUUUUGAGAACUUUGUUGAACUCCUUGAAAUGUUUUGUAGUCAUUGGGGAAGAAGGAACCAAAGUAGUUAUAAGUCCAUUUUAAUAGUGAUAUUGUCUUUUCAGUGUCCCAGAAAGUUUGGGAAGUGUCUGUCAACUAUGCUGGAGUUACUGUGGCAAAAAGGUAACCAGAGCUGUCAGGCAGCCAUUCUAAUUAGAAAGAUUAACACAAACAAAAUGCAACAAAUGACCACAAAUUAGCAAUAUGUAAGUAAAAUAUAGAUCAUUACGUUAACAUAGUUACGCUCAUUAGGCACACAUUGAUUUUGCCAUAAAGUGGCGGAUUGGGACUGGCUCAUUCCAUUGUUUGAAGUUGUGGCUACGGACCCAGCGGGAAUGUCUUUUUUGUUUCAUAUGUAUCUGUGCA
Erpetoichthys calabaricus (reedfish) is the source of this 1717-nucleotide messenger RNA. RefSeq lists its product as uncharacterized. The record is from RefSeq and is a predicted model, not a curated record. Lineage: Eukaryota; Metazoa; Chordata; Cladistia; Polypteriformes; Polypteridae. The coding region runs from base 60 to 1142 and encodes 360 amino acids. The transcript has 6 exons.